Molecule: messenger RNA, 3563 nt
Organism: Neurospora tetraspora
Lineage: Eukaryota; Fungi; Ascomycota; Sordariomycetes; Sordariales; Sordariaceae
Product: beta-galactosidase precursor
Exons: 7
Coding region: 330-3332 (1000 amino acids)
Biological process (GO): carbohydrate metabolic process
Cellular component (GO): vacuole
Molecular function (GO): beta-galactosidase activity
Source: RefSeq, a predicted model, not a curated record
UACGGCGUAACCAAGGGACUAGAAGACCAGGACACGAAUGCGGCAGGAUCCUCGAUGGCCAGACCGGUGAUGACGAUGGUAACUUCGGGGUAUUGUAUGCGGUAUGCCCUCAAAAGCAGACGCGGGGAAAGUCAAAGGGAGGCUGGGUGAGGAGCAGCUGCGCCAAGUGGUAUAGUCGAGUUACUCUUAUAUGACACCAUGGACCGAGUCGAAAUAUACUACAGAUACAAGGUGUUUCCAAAUGCCUGGUUCCUGCGUCUCCAUCUCAUCGUGGCUGCAUCUUCGACUUGCCAACCCUACCUUGUGAUCUCACAGCAAAGGAUUGCAUCAUGAGGCUGCUCUCCGUCCUGUCGGCCGUGUCCGUGGCGGCAGGCUUAGGACAUGCCGAGACCUUGAAGCCUCAGACACUUCUUCAGGAUAUCGUCACCUUCGACAACUCGUCGCUCUUCAUCAAUGGCGAGCGACUGAUGAUCUUUAGCGGCGAGGUUCAUCCGUUCCGCCUGCCUGUUCCGUCACUAUGGCUGGACAUCUUCCAGAAGGUCAAGGCUCUCGGCCUCAAUACCGUCUCCUUCUAUCUCGACUGGGCAUUACUUGAGGGAGAACAGGGGGUCUUUCGUGGUGAAGGCAUCUUUGACUAUUCAGCCUUUUUCGAGGCGGCCAAGGAGGCUGGGAUAUACCUAAUUGCGAGACCUGGACCUUACAUCAAUGCCGAGGCGUCCGGCGGUGGUUUCCCAGGCUGGCUCCAGAGAAUCAAGGGACACCUAAGGACUGCAGAUCCGGAGUACCUUGCUGCUACCGAUAACUACAUCGCCAACAUCGACAAGCUCAUAGCCAAAUACCAGAUAACCAACGGCGGCCCCAUCAUCCUGUACCAACCCGAGAACGAGUAUACCAGUGCCGCCGCGGGAAUCAAAUUCCCUGAUCCCGAUUACAUGCAAUAUGUGAUUGACCAGGCACGAAAUGCCGGUAUUGUUCUCCCUAUGAUGAGCAACGAUGCUUCGAUGAGUGGUCACAAUCUUCCUGGCUCAGGAAAAGGCGAGGUUGAUAUUUACGGGCACGAUGGCUAUCCAUUGGGUUUCGACUGCAAGAAUCCCACAACAUGGCCUUUGGGCAACUUGAUAACGCAGUAUCGUGCCAACCACCUGAAGUUUAGUGCUUCUACUCCGUACGCUGUGCCAGAGUUCCAAGGCGGCAGUUUCGACCCGUGGGGCGGAUAUGGCUUUGACCAGUGCGGGCAACUCAUUAACCAUGAGCAAGUCCGUGUCUUCUACAAGAACAUGUUUGCUUCUGGCGUCACCAUCUUUAACCUCUAUAUGAUUUUCGGAGGCACCAACUGGGGUAACCUGGGGCAUCCGGGAGGCUACACCUCAUACGACUAUGCUGCUGCCAUAGCCGAGGACCGUACCGUUUCUCGCGAAAAGUAUUCGGAGUUGAAGCUGGAAGCCAACUUCCUCAAAAUUUCACCCGGAUACCUCACAGCUACACCUGACAUUAGCAACAAGACGGGAAUCUACAGCCCCAACACAGACAUCACUAUAACUGCCCUGGUCAACUAUACCCCCGAGAGAGGUUCGUCCUACGUUGUUCGACACACCGACUACCAGACGCUUGCUUCCACUCCUUACACUCUCUCGUUGCCAACCUCAGCUGGAAACCUGAGUAUCCCCAUUCUUGGCGGUUCCCUCACACUGAGCAGACGAGACAGCAAAAUACACGUCGCGGAUUAUCCAGUCGGCGACCACAAAUUGAUUUACUCGACAGCUGAGAUCUUUACUUGGCAGAAGUUCAGCGAUAGAACGGUGUUAGUCGUGUAUGGUGGUGAAGGAGAAACGCACGAGCUUGCAAUUGCCGAUGAAGUCAAGUGGACGUCGACAGGCCCGUCGGUGCAGGUCAAAACGAUCAAGGAUAAUGUCAAGAAAUCGUUCACCGUCGUCCAGUGGAAUACGAGCUCGGAAAGGAGGAUCUUCAAGACAGGGAACUUGCACAUCUACAUUCUUGAUCGUAACUCUGCAUACAACUACUGGGCACCCCAGAUCGCCGAUACAUCAUCCUCCUUGAUUGUGAAUGGCGGAUAUCUCAUCCGCUCAGCUUCUGUCGACGGCACGUCUCUGUCACUCCAAGCUGACUUCAACACCACAACCACAUUCGAAGUGAUCGGCGUGCCGCGUGGUGUUUCCAAGCUCCAAAUCAACGGCGAGACUACCAAGUACAAAGUAGACUCCGAAGGCAACUACAUCGUCCAGAUUGACUACAAGGUCCCGGCCCUUUCCUUGCCCGACCUUUCCACAGCCAAAUGGUCCUACAUCGACUCCCUACCCGAGAUCCAGCCCGACUACGACGACUCAGCCUGGCCCUCUGCCAACCUGAAAUCCACUAACAACACCUACUUCGGGCCCCUCAAGACUCCCGUCUCCCUCUACGCCUCCGACUACGGCUUCCACACCGGCGCCCUGCUCUUCCGCGGCCACUUCACCGCCACCGGCGCGGAAACCAACCUGUACAUCUCCACAAUAGGCGGCAGCGCCUUCGGCUCCUCCGUCUGGCUCAACUGCUCGUUCGUCGGCAGCUGGCCCGGCAGCGGCGCGGCCUCGGAGCACAAUGACACGUACGACCUCCCCUCCCCACUUAUUGCCGGAAAACAUUACGUGCUCACGGUGCUGGUCGACAACAUGGGUCUGGACGAGGACUGGACAGUCGGCGAUGACAGCAUGAAGUCUCCGCGGGGCAUCCUUGACUACUCUUUACUUUCAGGGACCAACACCACUCUCCCCAAGUCUAACAUCACCUGGAAACUCACCGGCAACCUAGGCGGCGAACAAUACCGCGAUAAAGCCCGCGGUCCUCUAAACGAAGGCGGUCUCUACAUCGAACGACAAGGGUAUCACCUUCCCUCCCCUCCUCUUUCCUCCUUCUCCAACUCUUCUUCAACCCCCUUCACAGGCCUUUCCUCACCAGGCGUAGCCUUCUACACCACAUCCUUCCCCCUCUCCCUCCCUUCCUCCCAAUUUGACAUCCCCCUCCGCUUCGUCUUUGACAACUCCACUUCUACUCAAGAAGGACAAGAAUCCAGAGUCUGGCUCUACGUCAACGGCUUUCAAUACGGACGGUACGUAAGCCACAUUGGUCCGCAGACUAGUUUCCCCGUUCCGGAGGGGAUAUUGAAUUAUCAGGGAGAGAAUUGGGUGGGCGUGGUGGUUUGGGCUACGGGGGAGAAGGGCGCAAAGGUACCGGGGUUGAAGUUGGAAGCGGGGACGCCGGUUAGGACGGGACGGGGGAAGGAGGUGGAAGUGGUGGAUGGGGGAGCGUGGGAAAAGAGGACGGGGGCUUAUUAGUUUUUGAAUUUUGUGGAAGUGGUGGUUGUUGGAUGGGAGGGUUUCUGUGGUGGUGAAGUUAUUGCUCCUGUUGACUGGGCUUCAAUCAUGGGAUUUGCGUAUUAGGGCUCUGAAAGAUGUCGUUUGUAGUUCCAUGUCUCUGAUACUCUUUGAUAGCAUCUAGGUAGACUACCUAUCUCACAAUAAUGUAUCCUGUUUAUUGGAGUAUGCUUAUGCUCUCAGUUUUCAAAA